Messenger RNA from Haemonchus placei, 3264 nucleotides. NCBI's taxonomy places the organism in Eukaryota, Metazoa, Nematoda, Chromadorea, Rhabditida, Trichostrongylidae. The record is from the annotation of a GenBank genome assembly.
CAAGUCUUUACAAGUUGUUUUGAACAGUUUUUCUUACAGAUCAACAGUGGUGAAAUGGUGCAAGAGUUGCAUCAAGUGCUUUUGGAGCGUGAAGCUACCUGUCAUAAAACCUGCUUCAGUCUACAGCUCAAUGGCGUCAGUCUUGACAAUUUCACGGAAAUUCGAGCGAUACCUGAUCUAGUCGAUGGAAGCGUUCUACAUGUCGUCGACGAGCCAUACACGUUGAGAGAAGCCCGAGUACAUAUUCGUCACGUACGUGAUUUACUACGUCAUGCUGACCAGGCUGAGGCCGCAUCGGCGGUUGAUAUGAACUCACUCUCUUUUCUCACUUCUGUGAAUCUGCAAGAAAGAGGUGAUAAAGAGAAGCCGUUCGAUGGACUACCUCCUGAGUAUGUCGUGCCAGGAACGAAGGAACGCUCCCUUGCCCCGAUGAUGACGCAUCUCUCCAGGGGAAAAUCUGCCGUACGAAACAUGGGAAUUUCAUCAUUCAACCCACCUCCUGGACACAGAAAGGUCAAAGGAGAUGUGCUAUACAUCUUUGUGGAUACUGUAGAGAAACGUCGCCUCCACAUUACUUGUUGCACUAAGGGAUUUUUCGUGAACUCGUCCACGGACGAAGUUUUCAAUGCUCAACCAAGCAGUCAAAACAAGGCUGUGUAUCAUAGCCUGGUCGAUCUACUGAAUGUUCUAAGUCCAGGAUUCAAAAAAAUAUAUCCUACCAUCAUAAAAAAGCGCAAUGAACGACAUAUGCUCGACAGACUUCCCACACCAUACCCUGUUCACUCUUGGUUGUCUCCAAUGCAGGAGGUGGUCGAGGAUUCGAUUCGUGCGGAUGACGCGUCCCAACCUCAUCGCGUUGGGUUUGAGGAUCAUCUACCGGGGCAGAUUCGUGAUUGGAACGAGGAACUUCAGACUACUCAUGAAAUGCCUCGUGCUUCUUUGGCGGAACGAGUUACUAGAGACAGGAGUGUUUUUAAGAUUCAUGGCGAUUUUAUUGGAGCUGCUAUCAAGGGAGCAAUGGCAGUUGUUGAUGGAAAUGUGAUGGCAAUCAAUCCUGCCGAUGAACCGAGGACCCAUAUGUUCAUAUGGAACAAUAUUUUUUUCAGCUUAGGAUUUGAUGUCAAAGAUCAUUACAAGGAGCUUGGAGGUGACGCGGCUGCGUUUGCGGCAACCUCGGCUGACUUGCAAGGUGUUCGCGCUUAUGCUGCACUUGACAACUGUAAGCUAUGCACGUUAGGAAUGGCAAUAAUCGAUUACAGAGGCUAUCGUGUGACCGCCCAAAGUAUCAUACCAGGAAUUUUGGAUAAAGAACAGGAGCAGUCAGUAGUUUAUGGUUCCGUGGACUUCGGUAAGACCGUAGUUUCAUCAGAAAAGUAUCACGAGCUCUUGGAGGCUUCAGCGAAAGAUCUAAAAUUGUUGCCUCAUGAGGUUGUCAUUGACGAUCAAGGAAAUACUGCAAAGCUGUUCACCAGUUACGAGACCAAGGGAAUUAUCGGGAACGAUGGACGGUAUUAUGUGCUUGAUCUUUUGCGGACGAUGCCACCAGAUGUCCAUUUUCUACAAGAUGCAGAAGUUUCGGAAAAGGCUAAAUCGCUCGGAUUUCCAAGGCCAUUCCCUCACAAACUUGCAACGCUGCGCCAAGAGAUUGUCGAAAUCUUCCAUGAAGCUCGUUGUAUGCAAUUCAUCAAAACCGCAGCUAAUCACGUUAGGCAGCACAUUGCUGCAAACAAGGAGAAUCAGGAAGCACGUAAGUUCCCUACUGCUGCUGAAUCUGUACAUUCUUUGCGACCGGACACAUUUGAUAUCCGCUUUAACCCUGACUGUUUCUCAUCCACAGUAAAACAUGCACCAGGAGAAGAUCUCGAAAAACAAAGGCGACUAGUUGUUGAGUUUAUGCUGACCUCACAACUACCGGAGUUCGUGGCUAGUUGUGUGGAUGCCACAGUUACUCCUAUUGACGGUGAAAGUCUGUGCGACUUGAUGCAUACCCGUGGAAUCAACGUGCGUUACUUGGGAGACGUCGUGCGAACGGUAGGAAGCCUGUUACUACCAGUCACUGAGUUAUGGUCCUUUUCACCGCCAGAGUAUUCAGAGCAGUUGGGAUGCGCUAUCCGGGUUAGUACCUUUUUGAUGAACCUUAAUCUCAUACAGGCCAGUAAGAAGUCUAAAAAAGCAUCUGCGAGCGGAGAGUGGGUGGCUGUUAACACCAAGGAGUUCUGGAACGCUCUCUCUCAGGAAGCCAAGAACUACUACGCGUUUGAUCUUAAGGUGUCUCAUUCUUCUUUAACUUCAGACUAUCAGCUUGACUCAACAUCUACACGCUCCCGUCAGCCGUUCUCCGAGGACGAUAUUCAGAACUUGAUUCCCGUGACUAAGCACAGACAACCAUGCGCAAGCGAUGCUAAGAAACUCUUCACUCGUGGUCAACAGGCUAUGCAAGUAGGACAUCUGCGCGAGGCAUAUGAGUGUAUCGCGGAAUCAGUGAAUCUGAUGACUUCCGUCUAUGGUGCUUUGCACAGCGAACUCGCUCAAGCCCUUCGUCUUUUGGCUCGUCUUUCAUAUAUACUCGGUGAUCCGACUGAAGCAGUCGCACAGCAACACCGGGCCGCUUUGAUGAGCGAACGCUGCAAUGGUAUUGAUCAUGCUUACACAAUUAUUGAAUACGUGAGUCUUAGCCAUUUUUGGAACUUGAUAUUGAUUGGGAAGCCAGAUAAAUCUCGCUCACUUUGCAUUCUCAAAUCUUUAUAUACCUGCUGCUCUGAGACUGCUGGAAACAUUGGCGUAAUAUUAUUCGCUGUUCACGAGUUUGACACCGCUCUGCGUUUCUUACAAUCAGCCGAAGCUGUUAUGGCAGCCAACGGAGAGCCGAAGCGUCUCAAGUCCGCUCUAGUGCAGCACAUCACUGCUCGUGCACAUGCGUCCCGUGGAGAUUUCCGUGCUGCAUUAGCUGCUGAAAAAGAAACAUAUUCAAUUUACAAUAAUCUGUUCGGUUCUGAUCACGAUAAGACGAAGGAAUCAAGCGAAUAUCUCAGCCAACUGACGAUGCAGGCUGUCGCUUUCCAAAGAAAGGUUAUGGAUGCAACGAAAGGGAAUUCACUCCCUCAACCGUCACUGUCGUCUAUCCUUGACGUAUUGAAUAUUCUGAACGGCAUCAUCAUUAUUUCGGUUGGUAGCAUGCCCAGUGCCAAUGAUGUUGCAGCGGAAGCCCCCGAGGGCAAAUCGACAACGGAAUCACUUGGAAUGACUGAUGAGGCUCUCGAUUAG